AUGGCAACAAACGGCACUUCAUCCACCUACUCGAUCCCGCGCGAGGCACGAAGCCUACUCGACAACGGGAUCUUGAAGAAUCCCCUCAUUGCUCCCAACCUUCCUCAAGAGAUUGAAGAAUGCGCAAAGACAAUUAAAUUUAAAGGCAAUGAUGCGCCUAGUUUAGCCAUCAACUGGCGUUUCGCCGAAAGCAUCUCUGCCUUGAAAGGCCUAGAAGCCGCCAUGGUAAACGUCCUGCUAAAGAGAAAAUACAACCUUGAGCCGCAGGAAGUCGAGAUAGACACCGACCACGCCCAACUCUUCUUCAUGUCCGGCUUCCUUGCCGCCAUCGACCCAGACGGCGAAAACAUAAACUUUAUCAGCAAACCCCUGUCAAAAAGCAACAGCGCAUACGACAAAUACUUCAAAGACUGCGACAAAUACGACAUGCUGCGGAAUGCAUACCGUACAUCAGCCACAAACAUCUAUCGAUGCAAGGACGGCCGCUACUUCCACACGCACGGCUCCAUGAACCCAGAUCACACACAAGAUUAUCUCGGCCUACCGCACGACAUGGACGUCGCAACUCUCGAAGCCCCAUGGGCCCCGUACGUCGAAAAGAUAGCACAGAUAGACUCGCACGAGAUGCAGCGUCUCGCAUCCGAUGUCUCCAAGCAAGCAGGCACCAUCUGCUGGACCACCGAAGAAUUCAAAAACAGCGAGCACGGCAAGGCAAACGCGCACGUCGGCCUUUUCGAAAUCCACAAGGUGGGAAAUGCAAAGCAGCCGCCCUGCUGGUGGCCAGAUAGCCCGGAAACGAGUCCUCAGCGUCCGCUGGCCGGACUCAAGGUCGUCGACUUGACGCGGAUUAUCGCUGCACCAGUUCUCACCAGUGGACUUGCUGAGCUUGGUGCAUCCGUCAUGCGUGUUACCGCUGAGCACCUAGCAGAUAUCUCGACACUGCAUGUUAGUCUCAACUGGGGAAAAUGGAAUUCGCACCUCGAUUUCCGCCGUGAAGAAGACCGCGAGAAGUUGCGUGCGCUGGUGCGCGAAGCAGAUGUCGUGGUCCAGGGAUAUCGGCCCGGUGUCCUGGAUAAGUACGGGUUCUCGGUUGAGGGCUUGUUGGAGUUGACGAAGGAGCGGGAGAGGGGAUUGAUUGUUGUAAGGGAGAAUUGCUAUGGGUGGUAUGGGCCCUGGGCGUAUCGGAGCGGGUGGCAGCAGGUUUCUGAUGCGUGCUGUGGUGUCUCGAUGGAGUUUGGGCGCGCUAUGGGGAAUGAUGAGCCUGUUACGCCGAUUUUCCCCAACAGCGAUUUUUGCACUGGUGUUGCGGGUGUGAUUGCUGUGCUGAAUGCGGUGCUGAAGCGAGGGGCUGAGGGUGGGUCGUAUCAAGUUGAUGUCGCGCUGAAUUACUACUCCCAAUGGCUCGUCAAUAGCGUUGGCACGUACCCGAAAGAUGUCUGGGAAGAUGUCUGGACGCGCAAUGGACGCGAGGUUUUCCGGCACUAUCAUAAUAUUCAGUAUACGCUGAUACAUUAUAUGAAGAUGAUCCAGGCCAAUUCCAGCACUAUACUCUUCAAUCCAGACUUUUUUGAAGUGCGGCACUCGGGGGCUAUUGGAAAGGAUAUAAAGGUUGUGAAACCGAUUGCUCAGUGGAAGCAGGGCAAGGUGAAGUUGGGAUUCAAUGUGGGGGCAAGGGGAAAUGGGGUGGAUCAGCCGAGGUGGCCAAAGGACUUGAUGACUGAGGUUGUAGCGUAG
Molecule: messenger RNA, 1734 nt
Organism: Bipolaris victoriae FI3
Lineage: Eukaryota; Fungi; Ascomycota; Dothideomycetes; Pleosporales; Pleosporaceae
Exons: 3
Coding region: 1-1734 (577 amino acids)
Molecular function (GO): catalytic activity
Source: RefSeq, a predicted model, not a curated record